AUGGAAAUACCUGCGUCGAAAAUGGACGAUGCUAUCGCAUGGAAUAUUCCACUUGGUGACCUGUCCGAUUGGAUAUCUGCUCAAUCACCGUGGAAUCAAACCGUUGGCUACAUUGGACCGGAACAGACAGCACCUUCUCCAUGUGCAGGACUGGGACUUUCAUGUUGUGAGUUGUCCCGAAUAAGUCACUGUUCUUCUCAGAACGCAGCUCUAUAUUCACUUGUUUCACAUGAAUUUUGUUAUGGUCAUUACUUUCGUUUUCUAUGUAUUGGAUUCACUGUGUUCCCUUGUCAAAUCAUGUAG
Molecule: messenger RNA, 303 nt
Organism: Anisakis simplex (herring worm)
Lineage: Eukaryota; Metazoa; Nematoda; Chromadorea; Rhabditida; Anisakidae
Source: the annotation of a GenBank genome assembly